Nymphaea colorata (pocket water lily) is the source of this 1060-nucleotide messenger RNA. RefSeq lists its product as uncharacterized. The record is from RefSeq and is a predicted model, not a curated record. The transcript is spliced from 2 exons. NCBI's taxonomy places the organism in Eukaryota, Viridiplantae, Streptophyta, Magnoliopsida, Nymphaeales, Nymphaeaceae. Bases 443 to 931 code for a protein of 162 amino acids.
AGAGGGUAGAGAGAAGGCGGGUUGCGCGCGAGAGCCUCGUCGUUCCGAGGCCGAGGCCCUUUCCCCCCACACCGUCUUCCCCACCAUCCUUCCAGGAAGGGCCAGGGCUACGGCUUGCAGGAUUAGCUCGGAAACUUCCUGCCUCUUCCGCCAUCCUUGUCCCUUCCCCUCCUUUUCCCGUGUGGGGAUCCUUCCUUUCCUUUCUCUUUCUGGCUUUCUUCCUUUCUCCUCCUUGGUUUUGUUUCUCUGUUUGUGAUCGCAGCCGCAGGAGAGGUAUCUUCGGGAGCGUGCGCCGAGGUCCAGGCGAGAGCCGUCCGAUUGGAUAGGAAUCCGUUUCUUUUCGUUGAAGAUUAGCUUUCUUGUGGUCUUUUGUGGCCUAAGAGAUCUGUGAGAGCAUCUAAUUGUGAUCCCUUCGCCAAGGGAGGAGAUUUUCUUGCUGGAGAUGGCUACCGGAGCGGAGGUUACUGAUACAUCUAACCGGAUUGACAUGGACGAAUCGGCCGAGCUAUUGUUUCAGCGUCGAUGCGGCUGCUUCUGGUUCAGUUGUUUCCCGUCCGACCGGUCCACGCGGAGGUCGUCGUGCAUCCGCGGCGAGUGGUGGGAGAGGGUAAAGACAGCCGCCGAGGAGCCAGACAACAGCGACAGGUGGUGGGUAAGAGGAUGGAACGCGCUGAGGCGAGUGAGGGAGUGGUCGGAGAUCGUGGCCGGGCCCAAGUGGAAGACGUUCAUCAGGAGAUUCAAUCGGCACGGCAGAGGCCGUCUUGGGAAGUACCAGUACGACCCGCUCAGUUACAAGCUCAACUUCGACGAAGGCGGGCCGAACCAGGAAGCCGACUACGCGUACGGCGACUUCUCCACGCGCUUCGCUGCCCCGCUCAACAAGUCCAGAGAUCUCUCAAAAGAUAUGCCGGUUUUCAUGGCGGCUCAUUGACGACGACGAGCAGGAUGAAACGAAAAACCGUAAGCUGAAGAAUUACCUUAUCCUCUCCAUUUCUCCGUGUAAAAUUCUGUUCUUCUUGCGGAUUUUUUGUCCCCAAUAAACUCAUUGUAUUCUUUUUUU